Apiotrichum porosum is the source of this 2859-nucleotide messenger RNA. RefSeq lists its product as uncharacterized. The record is from RefSeq and is a predicted model, not a curated record. The coding region runs from base 1 to 2859 and encodes 952 amino acids. The transcript has 2 exons. Lineage: Eukaryota; Fungi; Basidiomycota; Tremellomycetes; Trichosporonales; Trichosporonaceae.
AUGAACAACGUCGCUCCACAGGCGACUCCCCAGAACACCUCCCAAGACAACAACUCGUAUCAUGAUACCCAAACAACCCGCUUUGACCAGCUACCGUUAGAGGUACUGAGUCUGGUCACCUCCCUCUUUCCUCCACCCUUCUACCCCCCUGCUCCACUGGCUGAGCAGACGCCUGUGCCCGAGGCCCACAUCGUAGCAUGCCUCGACCCGCACCCAAACCCCCCUCAGACGGUCAAUGAUGCCAUCAGUAGCCUGACCAAGACCUGCUCCCACGCUCUCGAGUCGGCCCGUCCGUGGCUGUGGGAGAACGUCGAUGUCCGUUCCGGACGUGGCUGGCUCGCCGUCGUCGACGCACUCACCGAAGAGGUAGUCGACAGCCACCCCGACGAGAUUGAGCCCGAUCACGAGGUCAUGUCGUCUGAAGUACUCAGUGGCGCUGGCAUCGCGCCACUUACCCUCUCGCCCACCGACGCGACCUUGGCAGCUGCCGCGGAUCCCCUCUCCUACGCAUCUGCUUCUGCCUCGGCUGCACGCGAAGCUGCCGAUGCCACCGGCGAACCUUGUGCCUUUGACGCGGGGUCGUCUUCGACCGAGAACCAGGCCCAGGUGGUGCCCUCUGUGCCCGUCGGCUCACUCAUCGGCGGCCUUCUUGGCGGCGGCGGCGGCUCGGGCACGGGACGCUCUACCCUUGGGCGCAAGGUGACGAUCAACACCACCGUCGCCCAGAUUUCUGGUCCAGGUGCCGAUAUCAUUGCCCCUCCGCAGCCUCGCCGCCUCAGCGCGCUGCUCACCCCCCCUGGUUCGCGCAACGUCUCCCCGCACAACGCUCGUCUCCGCGGCCGCUCGCGCUCGCCCCGCCGCCAGCUCGCAUUCGAGGCGGACGGUAUUUCGGCCGUCCUGUCGCGCUCGCUGUCCCUCUCGAGCGGACAGCGCCCCUUUAUGCGUCAGAGCUCGCUGUCGCACCACACACGCGUGUUUUCCGACUUUGACGAGGAUGAGAGCGCCUCGGACGAGUCCUCGCUCAUGACGGCCAUGCGCACUCCUCCCAAGGACAGCCUCGAGCUUCCGCGCGAGGACGACAUGGCGAUGGAGGAUGCCGAAGCUGUCCCCAAUGUCAACCCGGACAUGCUGCCUCCUCCCGGGCCGUACAUUCGCCACAUCAACUUUAUCAACUUCCGCACCAUCGGCUCCCGUCGCUCUCAAGAGGAGGCGGUGCGUGGACGUUUCGUCACUGCGGGACGCCUGGAGGGCGUUAUCAAGAACACUCCAAACCUCCGCUCCAUCUGUAUGACAGAGUACGUCGACUCGGCGCUGUCAUACCCGGUCGUCGAGGAAAUCUUCUUCCGUGGAUACCACAAACCCCGUGUGUUCCGCCAGCGUUCGACGUCCUUGUCGCCCGCUGCGAUUCGUGCUCGCUCGGUGAGCGUGCACCCAUCCGCGCUUGAACAGAUCACGCUCGAGGAUCAACUCGACCCCCCGCGUCCAGUCUACGUCCCUUACGAGGACGAGACUGACGAGCAAAAGUGGACCCGCAGGAACCUGUUCACCCCGCUCGAGGCUCUGGACCUCACGGGGUGUGUGAGCCGCGCAUUCACCGAGGCAGCUGACGAGUUUGGUGAAAACUGGCUCAAUGUCGGCAUCCCCGAGGAGAGCGACGAUGAGGAGCGCGGUCGUGGACGUGGACGCCAGCCUCGCCGCGUCGAGUCGGCGACGGAUACCGAGGACGACGACGAGGACCUUCCUCUUGCCGAACGCCGCACGCACCGUCCCCGCUUCCAUGCCCUGCGGCGCCUGUCGCUGCGCGCAUGCAUGACGCUGCCUGCGACGUUUAUCCAGGGCCUCAUCCUCUGCAUGCCCCACCUCACACACCUCGACCUCUCGGCGACCCGUCUGUCUGACAGCCUCCUCCGUACGCUCACGACCAACGCCCCUCGCGGUCUGCGUCUGCAGUCGCUCUCUUUGGCCCGCUGUGCACAGCUCAGUCCCCAUGUCGUCGUCGACUUUCUCGUCGACUCGCCCGCGGCUCGUGACCUGGUCGAGCUCAACCUGUUUGUCAACCCGACGCAAGGGAACGCCAUCGAGGGUGAAGACCUCAUCCGCCUCCUGAGCAAGGCCCCGUGCAUCCGCUCUGGCCGCCUGAGGUACCUUGACCUCAGCUCGGCGGGCUUCACUGUGGAGCACCUGUCGCCCGACGUCUUCCCUCCUCAGCCCAGUCUUGUGUCUCUUGGCCUCUCCCACAUCCCCGAGCUGCCGCUCAGGGAGGUCGCCACCUUUAUCCAGAACCAGGCGCCUGGUGUCGAGAUUCUUACUCUCCAAGGCACAUCCAUCAGGGACCUCCGUCCCGACGCGUCCACUUUGCAGAUUACGCUCGCGCUCCACGCCCUCCUCAUCAACCCUCUCACUACCCAGCCCUUCUCGCUCGCCAACGCUCUGGACUUGGCCCGCGGUACGGCCCAAGUGGAUCUCGCGGCGGGCCCCACUCGCCUGCGCGUCGUCGAGCUGUCGUCGUCCAUCACCCGCUCCCUCACCUCGUCCCAGGGCUCUGGCCGCACGGAAUGGCAGGUCGUCAAGUCCAAGGGCGGGCGCGGAUGGUAUGUCGACGUCUCGGCCGGCUGGAUCUACAGCGACACCGUCGGCAUUUGGGGCCGUGCGCCCGAAGACGCUGCCGCGAGCGGCGAGGGACUCGCGCGCAAGUCGUUUAUUCCGCCACUUGCCCGCCACACACCCCAAGCGCCAGACGGCCGCGUGCGUUCCGACGUCGGCUGGCAUUCCCGCAAGAUGGAGAUUGUCCGUGGAUACGGCAUGAUGGGCAGGGAGGAGGGCAUGGGCGGCGUCGCGGCGUUUGCGUCGCUCGAAUAG